GGCAUAUAUUGAUUGAGAAGCCAUCACAAUUUUGAUCACAAACUGUUUUAAUUCAUGGUUCUAAAUUUAAUCGAUUUCCCAAUACCAACAACAGAAGCACAAACAAUAUGACAUUUUAUAACCUUAGUUCAAUUAGAACGAUGCGAAAAAAAUAUUGUUUGAGAGUAUGCCUAAAAGGAAUUCAAUUCGCCAUUUUGUUAUCGCUGGUGUCAUACGUGAUCAUUCUUUCAUCAUCACAAAGCUUUGAAGAUAUGGUUAGAGGGGCGAUGAAUGGGUCUGAACAUUCGCAUGAAAGUGACCACAGUAUGGUUUUAGUGACGGCUGCACACGAGACAAAUUUCAGAGCUGUCCAGAACCUGAUUGGUUCAAUACAUUUCUGGUCACCAAGACGACAAAUUGUUAUAUUUGACGUUGGGCUGAAUGAUGCUCAACGUGACAUGAUCAUGGCGUGGUGUCAUGUUUCGUUGCUAUGGAGAUCAAUGCCAAAUAAUCUUCUACCGCAUUUUUACGAUUUGGACAAUCCUUCGUGGAAAUACCUGUGCGUAAAAAAGGCUGUAGAUAUGUAUGGUACAAUUCUAUGGAUAGAUCCCGGUAGUGACGUUAGAAGUCCAAUCGAUGUCAUAGAGACGAUUCUAAAAAGAGAUGGUUAUUUCUUUAUAAAAAACGGAGAGAACAACGUAGCAGAUCACAGUCACUUUGAAACAUUGCAGCAAUUUGGCGUAGGGUCCAUGGAUCUUUCAUUGAGACCUAUAUUAUCGGACGACCUCCAGGGGUUUGUAAGAGGAUCACAAGCGUACACAUCGAUACUAAUACCUCUUUUGGACUGUGUUACGAAUACGUUAUGCAUGAUCCCAGGAGAGGCAAACUCAAAAAAUCACCAUUCCGUAUUAUCAGUAGCAGCAGCAGCAGCUUCAAAUAUAGAACUCAAGACACACACGAAAUUAGUGUCCUUCGAAAGGAAGGACUUUCCAAGUCAACCAGAAAUGGUGCAUGGUAUAUUAGUGUACAUUGCUUCACGUAAGUCCAAUGAGUAUUGGAAUAAAGUAAAAAAUUGCACCGUUAAGGCAGAGCAUAAGCAAGAGGUUUAAGAUGACAUACCAAGGAGAAUUGGAUCCCAGGGAACCAACUCGAUAUUCGACCUAGACCUUGAUUCGACUAUAUCAAAAUUGAAAAUGUCGUUAUUUUCUGACAUUAUAAAUUCAUAUUUAACAGUCCAAAAGAUUCGAACCAAUGUCUCGAUCACUUCUUUUUGUUCGGAAAGACCAGAAUAUUGAGACGGAAGCCUAGGA
Molecule: messenger RNA, 1289 nt
Organism: Owenia fusiformis
Lineage: Eukaryota; Metazoa; Annelida; Polychaeta; Sabellida; Oweniidae
Source: the annotation of a GenBank genome assembly